Molecule: messenger RNA, 1440 nt
Organism: Loxodonta africana (African savanna elephant)
Lineage: Eukaryota; Metazoa; Chordata; Mammalia; Proboscidea; Elephantidae
Product: basic salivary proline-rich protein 3-like
Exons: 2
Coding region: 1-1440 (479 amino acids)
Source: RefSeq, a predicted model, not a curated record
AUGGAGAAUCUGGAUGGGAAGCGUCAGUGCGUGCCACCAGGGGGCGCAGGUGUGCCUCCCGUGAGUGGCCUCAGUGAUGCCCUCGGGCCUGCUUUCUCACAGGAACCUGGGGACGGCCAUGUCGACAGUUGGGCCACCGCGCAUUCUCUGCAGCACACUCAGUACUCGCUGAACGAGUCUGGCUUCACGAGCGAGUGCUCGUGGUGUUCGCUGUGCUCGUGGUGUGUUCAUGGAAGUGCACAGUUGAGUGUCGAGAGCACAACCCAUGCUGAGCACACACACUGGUGUGUAUCUCACUGUGAAGUGAACCGUGAGGUCGCGCUCUGUGAGCUGUGCUGCGUUCAGGGGGGCAGCAUCAGUGCUUCUGCUGCAGAUGGUUCAGGUUCAGAACCAGGAGGGAAGACCCUGGCCCCACCCACAGGAGGGAAGACCCUGGCCCCACCCACAGGGGGAGGGAAGACCCUGGCCCCACCCACAGGGGGAGGGAAGACCCUGGCCGCACCCACAGGGGGAGGGAAGACCCUGGCCCCAUCCGCAGGGGGAGGGAAGACCCUGGCCCCAUCCGCAGGGGGAGGGAAGACCCUGGCCCCAUCCACAGGGGGAGGGAAGACCCUGGCCCCAUCCACAGGGGGAGGGAAGACCCUGGCCCCAUCCACAGGGGGAGGGAAGACCCUGGCCCCAACCACAGGAGGGAAGGCCCUGGCUCCACCCACGGGAGGAGGGAAGACCCUGGCCCCACCCACGGGAGGAGGGAAGACCCUGGCCCCGCCCACGGGAGGAGGGAAGACCCUGGCCCCGCCCACGGGAGGAGGGAAGACCCUGGCCCCGCCCACGGGAGGAGGGAAGACCCUGGCCCCGCCCACGGGAGGAGGGAAGACCCUGGCCCCACCCACAGGGGGAGGGAAGACCCUGGCCCCACCCACGGGAGGAGGGAAGACCCUGGCCCCGCCCACAGGGGGGAAGACCCUGGCCCCACCCACGGGGGGGAAGACCCUGGCCCCACCCACAGGGGGAGGGAAGACCCUGGUCCCUGCCGCCUCCCAGUCCCCUAGACUCCUCUCCCCAGCACCCCUGCCUGCCACCCCCGAGUCCCCGGGGCCCCUUCACCAGCACCCCUGCCUGCCAUCCUCAGACCCCUCAUCCUGGCACCUCUGCCUGCUGCUCCCCCUGCCCACCGUCGCUCGGGCCCCUCCCCCAGCACCUCUGCCUCCUGCUCCCCAGGCCCCUUCCUCUGACACCCCUGCCUGCCGCCAUCCCACCCCAGCCCCCCCUGGCCCAUCCCCAGCACCUCUGCCACCCCCCCGCAGUUCCCCAGUCCCCUCUCCCUGGCACCCCUGCCUCCUGCUCCCCCCACCCUUCCCCCAGGCCCUCUCCCCGGCACCCCUGCCCACCCACCCCAGCUUUGUGGGCUCCCUCUGUUCCUUCUGCUGGCUUUUAUGA